AUGACCGCGGCGCUCGCUGCCGCCGACAAGGCAGUGAUUAGGCCGCGCGCACCGCGGCGGCAGGUGAUUCAGCUCACGGACGCGGCGGCCGAUCGGAUUUGCGAGCUGCUGACGAGGCGCAACAAGGAGUACCUCAAGCUGGGCGUCAAGUCGCGCGGCUGCAGCGGCAUGAGCUACACGCUCACCUACGCCGGUACGCGCCGCGCGCUCGCAGUCUUACACGAGCCGGGGAGGUUCAACGAGGUGGUGGAGGAGAAGGGCGUGCGAGUGGUGGUGGAGCCCAAGGCACUCAUGGCCGUCAUCGGCACCACCGUCGACUUCGUACAGGACCGCCUCAAGUGCGUCCCAACACCGUCCCGCCCCAUGCCGCUGCGCGCACCUGUCUCCACCCCACUCCCCACCCCCCCUCCUUUCCCACCCCCAUCUCUUUCUCUUCUGACCCUCCCCCGCUCAUAA
Messenger RNA from Closterium sp. NIES-65, 456 nucleotides. The record is from the annotation of a GenBank genome assembly. Lineage: Eukaryota; Viridiplantae; Streptophyta; Zygnematophyceae; Desmidiales; Closteriaceae.